AUGGCAAAACUUCAGCCUCUCGACCAAGGCAUUGUGAAAGCGUUUAGGGUUGGGUACAGACGACGACUGGUGCAGAGGCUCCUAAUCAACCUUCGAUUAGGAAUCGAACUCAAGGUGGACCUCCUCGGAGCCAUGCAAAUGCUGGCUGGUGCUUGGAACGACAUGAAGAAAAGCACAAUUGUGAACUGCUUCUGUAAAGCAGGCUUUGUGGUAGCUGCAGACGAUGGAUGUCUUGACAGUGAAGACGAUGACGCUGGAUGCCUGGACAGCGAAUUUCGCGAGCUCUCGGCAUUCCCAGGCGCCAUCCCAGGAGGUGUUACAGCUCGCGAUUUCGUCAGUGCUGACGACGGCAUGCAAGCUGUAGUGGAUCGCACUGAUGCGGAGAUUGUGGCUGACAUCAUGGGUGAUGAGGACGCAGACUCGAGCAGCGGCGAAGGUUCCAACGAAGAGGACCAACCAUCGUGCACUCCAGCUGAACUUGUGCGUACACGGUUCUUACCAUACACUAAAAAAACUGAUGAACUGUGCCUGAUUGUCUUCCCGUGCCCACGGGUGUUGUGCAAGUCGUUGCUCGAGUGCUACGCAAUGGCGAUUUUAUUGUUAUGCGCUGGCGACAUUGAAUCUAACCCUGGACCUAACACACGUACUGUCGCCUUAUCUGAACUGGAUGAUUUACCUGAUGAUUCCGCAGACCAAAUGAAGAUCAUGUUUAAACUGCUUAAGGACGUACACUCUCGUUCACUACAGUCUUCGAAGUGUCCAACCGAACUUGUUUCAGAUGUCAAAGCCAUUAAAAACGGACAGAAAAACAUACAAACUGAGCUAGCAGGUAUCAAGAAAAGGCUUGACGAUUUAGAAGAAAAAUCAAAAUCCCUAGACCGUUUCGACACUAACCUAACACGCAUGCAAGACAACGUAGAUAGCCUCGCUGCUCAGAACAGCUCCUUAUUAUCGCGUCUGGAUGAUCUGGAGGACAGGUCUCGUCGCGAUAAUUUAAUAUUUCAUGGCCUACCCGACUCGAAAGAAACCUGGCAACAGACAGAAGAAAAACUAACCUCAGUACUUAACGCUGCUCUUGGAUCUUUUCCCAGCAGUUCAAUUCAGCGAGCCCACCGGCUCGGCACUUACCAAGCUAACAAAUGUCGCCCGAUAAUUGCUAAAUUUACUAACUACAAAGCGAAAGAAUCGGUGCUUUCAUCACGCGCGCAGUUAAGAUCUAGUAACAUUGCAGUUAAUGAGGACUUUUCACCCGCAACUCGACUUGCCCGUAAAAAACUAAUUGAGUUUGCGAAAUCGCAACCAGACUCACCACAGUUUAAACUCAGCCACAAGAAACUGCUACUAAACAACAAAUGCUACAUGUACCAUUCUAACUCGAAUAGUAUUCAGGAGAUGCCAAGACGCAACUUCGGCCUAAACCAUGUUUCAGCUGCCUCGCAACAUGUUCCUACUUAG
Dermacentor andersoni is the source of this 1455-nucleotide messenger RNA. RefSeq lists its product as uncharacterized. The record is from RefSeq and is a predicted model, not a curated record. Lineage: Eukaryota; Metazoa; Arthropoda; Arachnida; Ixodida; Ixodidae.